Messenger RNA from Odontomachus brunneus, 5042 nucleotides. It is a transcript of the gene Kap-alpha1, whose product is annotated as importin subunit alpha-7. Gene Ontology annotation, cellular component: nucleoplasm; cytoplasm; nucleus. Bases 298 to 2403 code for a protein of 701 amino acids. The transcript is spliced from 11 exons. Gene Ontology annotation, molecular function: nuclear import signal receptor activity; thioredoxin peroxidase activity; protein binding. The record is from RefSeq and is a predicted model, not a curated record. Gene Ontology annotation, biological process: cellular response to oxidative stress; NLS-bearing protein import into nucleus. Lineage: Eukaryota; Metazoa; Arthropoda; Insecta; Hymenoptera; Formicidae.
UGUACCAGUUUAGAUAGUUCAACUAAAAAGAACAGACCUAAAAAUAUGUCGACGUAAAAAAUAAAUUAUUCUUCAAACUUACAGAGAGAUAAUCAUUCUUUAAUAAAAAGAAACGAACUGAGAAAUUGAAUAAUCAGUUGACGAUAACAUAUAGAUAAUAGUAUUAUGCAAUAACGUCCCGGUUGGUCACAUGUCAUAUGUUAAACACACCAUCGAGUGUUUGCAACAAAUUACGCCUUAAUAUCGUGUCUCUACGAAAUAAAACAGUCCAAAACAGAAGUCUUCGUACGGCCCUACAUGAGUCAACUAGUAAGUCGUAUCGUUUCUGUCGACAGGCGAGCAUCGACGUUUCGGCAUUUCACACGAGAUUUUCACGUAUCAUCGCGAAACAUGGUUAUCGCCGUUGGAGACAAGCUUCCCAGUGUAGAUCUUUUUGAGAACACACCAGCAAACAAAGUGAACCUAGCAAAAGAAGCAGCUGGGAAAAAAAUCAUUGUGUUUGCCGUACCAGGUGCAUUUACACCAGGAUGUUCAAAAACUCAUCUUCCUGGCUAUAUUGAAAAAGCAGUUGAUCUAAAAUCCAAAGGAAUUUCAGAGAUUUUCUGCAUCAGUGUUAAUGAUCCAUUUGUUAUGGAAGCUUGGGGAAAAGAACAUGGUGCAACCAAUAAAAUACGAAUGCUAGCCGACCCUAAAGCAGAAUUUACAGAUGCUAUAAAUCUCAGCAUGGAUCUGCAAGUCUUAGGAGGCAAGCGCAGCAAACGUUACUCCAUGAUUGUUGAAGAUGGCAUUGUAAAGGAACUCAAUAUGUCAACUGGACCCACACACAAGCAUCGUUAUAAAAAUGUAGGAUUGGAUUCGCAAGAACUGCGAAGACGUAGGGAGGAAGAGGGAGUUCAAUUAAGGAAACAGAAACGGGAGCAGCAAUUAUCAAAACGUCGCAAUGUUCCGAACAUCGUUGCGGAUGACGAUAAUGUUACAGCUACAGACGAAUAUGCACUUCCUACACAACAAUCGCAAUCCGUUGGUAUUAUAACAUCUGAAAUGGUAGAUGCAUUGUACAGCCCUAACAUACAAGAUCAGUUGGCAGCGACGCAGAAAUUUAGAAAAUUGUUAUCAAGAGAGCCGAACCCUCCUAUAGAUGAAGUUAUACAAACUGGAAUUGUGCCGCAAUUCGUUGAAUUCCUUAAAAAUAAUACAAAUUGCACACUACAGUUUGAAGCAGCUUGGGCAUUGACAAAUAUAGCGAGCGGGACAUCUCAGCAAACGCGUGUCGUGAUAGAUGCAGGGGCUGUUCCUACUUUCAUAUCUUUACUUGGUUCUGAAUAUGAAGACGUGCAAGAACAAGCUGUAUGGGCAUUGGGGAAUAUUGCGGGAGAUAGUCCCGAAUGUAGAGAUCACGUGUUGGCCAACGGUAUUCUCCCUCCACUUUUGCAACUAUUAUCGAAAGCAACACGGCUCUCUAUGACUCGCAAUGCGGUAUGGGCAUUAUCAAACCUUUGCCGAGGGAAAAAUCCAGCACCAGCAUUUGCAAAAGUUGCACCGUGUCUACCAGUUCUGGCGCACCUUCUGAAUCAUGCUGACUUUGACGUACUCGCUGAUGCUUGCUGGGCACUCUCCUAUUUGAGCGAUGGUCCAAACGAUAAGAUACAAGCUGUUAUCGAUGCUGGCGUUUGUAGACGCCUCAUAGAACUUCUUAUGCAUGAUCAGAGUAAUGUAAUAAGCGCAGCUCUUCGUGCUGUAGGAAAUAUAGUUACUGGGGAUGAUGUGCAAACUCAAGUCGUAUUAAAUUGCUCAGCAUUACCAUGUCUGUUGCAUCUUUUAAGUUCUCCACGGGAAAGUGUUCGUAAAGAGGCUUGUUGGACAGUCUCUAACAUCACUGCCGGUAAUCCACAGCAAAUUCAAGCAGUGAUUGACGCUAAUAUCUUUCCGGUCUUAAUUGAUAUUUUGGGAAAAGCUGAAUUUAAAACGCGUAAAGAAGCAGCAUGGGCAAUCACGAAUGCUACUAACGGUGGGACGCCAGAUCAAAUUCGAUACCUUGCAAUGCAAGGAUGUAUCCCACCAUUGUGCGAUUUGUUGACUGUUAUGGAUCCCAAAAUUGUGCAGGUUGCUUUGAACGGAUUAGAAAAUAUUUUACGUUUGGGAGAACAAGACGCACCCAUUCACAAUGGUCUUAACCCCUACGCAGUCCUUAUCGAAGAGUGCUAUGGCCUAGAUAAAAUAGAGUUCUUGCAAUCUCAUCAAAAUAUGGAUAUUUAUCAAAAGGCCUUUGAUAUUAUCGAUCGAUUUUUCGGGUCGGAGGAGGAGGAUACUAGACUGGUACCUUCUAUCGAUUCGCAAGGACAAGAAUACCAAUUCACCACACCAGAUUCUUCCCAGCUACCAGUUCAAGGCUUUGAAUUCUAAUCAACUGUCCUUAAACUCUGAAUACAAUAUUUGUUUCGUUAAGUGUUUACGGUUAUUUGUUCUACAGGGAUAUACGAUGUCCCUAAAAUCGGUACAUCGACGCGACAAAUAAUUUUAUGUAUUUGUGCAUACGCUCUAGAGUUCGUUUGUAUCAAACAAUAUUAAUGUUGCCCCAAAGUCAUCUAUUCUUCGUCAAAUUAUGAAGAGCAGUAAAGUCCUUAUAUAUAGUUACUUUUCAUGUUUUCUUUUUUUAUUUUUUCGUUAUUUUAGACAAUAUACUAUAACAUACCGUAUGUUACUAUUUAAAAUUAUAGUUUCCAAAACUACGUCAAAUUGCGGCAAUACUUGUACCUACAAUCUUGGUGCAAUUUGCGUAGAAGCAGUUUACGUACUCAUACUUGCAUGUAUUUAGUAUGAGAUACGUCUCAUCAGGAGUAACAGGAAUAAACAACUUAGCGCUUAAAUAGAAGUGGAGACAAUGAUCAAGACAAUUUGACGAGGCAGACUCACAUACCCUCGUGCGACAUGUGACUGACACAGAAUUACGAAAAUAAUACUUGCAUGGACCUGCAAGGUACUAAACGACUGAAGUACGCGACUAUGUAGCCAACACGGACAACAUUACGCAACGCGGUACUCACCUCCUUACUAUACUAGAUAGAAACAUGACCAAUUAAACUUUUUUACUGUAAAUACGUAUCUCGUAAUUUGAAGACUAUUCUAUACAGAGUGCCCUUAAGAAGCAAAGCAAUAGUCGUAUCUGGCCCCAUCAACGCAAUACUGUAUCAAUUUAUAGAAAAUCCUCAGAGCCUUAGUUACAACUUAUAACAAGUAUGCUUUACAUCGACACAAGAUGUGCGAAGUAUGCGCAGAUUCUUUUGCGUUGACAAUCGCGUAGUAUAUGCCGACCUUAUUCUACGUAUGUUCUUAUUAAUUCAGGAUCACAUAAUGAAUUACUGGAUACCAAAUUAUUAAAUUCUUAAUUAUGAACAUUUGUGAAUAUGUCAAGUAAAUAACUUAUUUUGUUUCAGAAUUUAGAUUCAAAGCAAAAGAACUACAAAUGAUAUUAAACUUUUUGUAUGCAGAUUAUUAAAAAAAAAUGAUCAGUAGUAUUGGGAUUGUACAGCACAUCAUUAGAUUUUGGACAUUCUGUAUAAAAAGUCUACGACUGUAUAAAAUGUAUUUAUUAUUUAGGUUUGACGAUACCAUACUAUAUUAUACGAACUCUAUAUAUACUGUCUACUUUUAGUUACCGAUUUGAAUUAUUACGACAGAGAACGACUGUACUAUAACUCACUAGUUGAAGCUUUGCUAAACGUCCUAUUUUAGCAAGGUGCGCAGCUAUGGGUACUUGUUGCCAAUUUAUAAAAUGCUUAACGAGUAGUAUAUAACGAAUAUAGUUUAAAACAAUUUUCUUUUUUGCCAUUAUGCACGCUAUUUUCUAAAUCAAAUUUUGGAAAAGUUAUACUAUAAUAUUAUUAUUGAAUGAAGUAUAUAGAGAUUAAUUAGAAUUAUUAAGUCUCGAUGAAUAAUUCCGUGAGCAUUCUUCAAAUACAAUGCAAGAUUUUUUUAUCGAAAAAAUAGAAUUUUUUCUAUAUAAUUAAUCAGAGAACAUCUUUAAUUAUAUUUUUACAUUAAUUUUAUAUAUAUAUAUAUAUAUAUAUAUAUAUAUAUAUAAAAUUAAUAUGUGUAUGUGUAUAUAUAUAUACACACAAACACACAUCCAACACUCAUAUUAAAUUGUUUAAAAUACAUGUAGAUUGAUAUAAAAUAUGUAUCUCUAUUUAUGGAAACCUAUUGCUAAUUUUUUCUAUUUGGAAGUGUUGCAUCGCUCAAAAAAGAAAAAGUUGAAAAGCACUGGUUUAAAUAAACAUCGUGAAUAUUAUAUUUUAUUUUCCCAUGGAUCUGUAUGAAGUCUACAAAAGGCUUAUUGAAGUGGAGAAAUAAAUCUGUAUAAAUAGAUCUUGUUAAAAUUUUACAAUUAUCUUAAGUUCAUUUUUUCACCCACUUUGAGAAAACAUCAAAAAGAAAAUGGGUAUAAAAAUGCAGUUAGUAUUUAUAAAAUUUUAUAUAGUACAAGAGAAAGAGGGAGAAUGUGCAUAUCAGAAGAGAAAUAAUCUGCAAUACGAGUUACGUAAAAUUUAUAUGUUAAUCUGUAUAAAAUUAUAAUAUAUAUAUGCGAAUAUAAUUUGUUUAAAUAUAUGUAUAUAUAUAUAUUUUUUGAUAUUUAGGUACUCAAAAUGAACAAGAUAAUUCAAAAUAAGAACUUUCCAGUGAAUAUUUGUUUUACAAUAUAUCGUUUAUUAUACAUAAAUCAUAAUUAACACAAAGUAUUAGUGAAACUGAGUCUUUGUUAUUUGAUCAUAUGUAUAUAAUUUUAUCAAUUCAAGCACGUUCAAUAACGUUUUGCGAUUUUGUGAAUGUCUGAAAUAGUUUUAACUAAAGUAGGGUGUUACUAAUCUUCAUAUAUAUGUGAAAGAUCUUGUAAAUUGGCAAUGAGCAAAAUACGAUACUCGACAUUAUUUAAUUACUGUACGGACUGCUGACUGACAUAUUAACACGAGAAUCUAAUAUCACACACAAUGAAAUCCUGUUGAAUGUAUUUUAUUUUGGAGCUAAAUAAAUGUCAUUCUCGAAAA